GCGGAACCGAGCGAACCGUUGCUAUCACUAAUUCGGACGACGACACUCUUACUGAAGUGCCAAGGAAGCAGGCAGGAUAUAUGUGCGUUCACCCGGCGUCUCUUCGCCUAUGGAUGGCAAAGGUGCAACGACAAGGCUAUCGAAACGUGAGAAAGACCUUUGCACGUUGGUUGCCCUCCACAAAUCAAUAGAUGCAAGCUUAAACAGGCCCAUCGCUGCCUCGAGGCGUAUUAAAAGGGAAUGUCACUUCCGGAUUUCCUCAGACAUCGGAGCAACUCAUUAAAACGCGCAUCAUCAAGAAUGAAACUGCUCGCAACCCUGACUGUCCUGUGCUACGGCACACUUGCCAUUGCCGUUCCAGCGCCCACGCCUCCGAAAACUAUUGAGGUGCCGCCGUGCGUACCCGCAGCUUCACCAAGAAAUACCUCAUUCAGGACGACGCUCUACGCCUCAUAGACUCCGGUAUCAACCAAAAUGCAACGCUUCCGCACAUGGUCACCGGUCAUGACGCCCACGACAACACCACGAUCUAUCUCGAUACCGGCUAUACCCACCUUUUCAACACCAAAGACCGCUCCAACAACUUGCUUGCUGGCGCAGGAGCAAACACGACGAACAACAAAGACCUCAAUCGGCGCCUUUGGUGCAAUGAAGAAUACGUUCGACUCCAAGUAAACCAGGAAUGGGCUUGGCGUACGGGGUACAUUCAGAUCGGUUCCGAAAUGCGCUGCCAUCGGCGCGAAACCUGCAUUUGCAGCAUCAGCUACUCUCUCACCCGUACCACCCAAUACCAGACCAACGUUGGCUUCGACUUUAAACUCCUCAAAGACAUCACGGGCAAAGUUGGUGUGACGGUUGGUUGGAGUGUUGCAUCUAGUGUCAGUAGUAUCUACGCUAGGCAGAUCAAAGAUGAGGCCUGUGCGUACAUGACCUUUGCUGGGGAUAUGUACAAUGUCAAUGAGUGGAAGGUUUGGGGCGAGAGAUGCUACGGAGAUGAUUUGGGUCCGACGUUUGAAGAGCAUUGGGAUUGGUUCCAGACGGAAUCACCUCAGGAAUUUGCGGAUAGAGAUGAAUGGAAAGGGUCGUACGAAUCCGCUUCAUGCUAGAUAGUUAGAUGAACGUUAGUGGUCAAUUUACGGUGCCUUUUACACUUCUAUAAUAGUCUUUCUCAGUUUGAUGUUAUGCUCCACAUAGUUCAUAGAACCAUUAAAAUCAUAUACUACUACUAGUUAGCUCCAAAUUGUAAUACUGUG
Molecule: messenger RNA, 1253 nt
Organism: Spizellomyces punctatus DAOM BR117
Lineage: Eukaryota; Fungi; Chytridiomycota; Chytridiomycetes; Spizellomycetales; Spizellomycetaceae
Exons: 2
Coding region: 492-1106 (204 amino acids)
Source: RefSeq, a predicted model, not a curated record